This is a messenger RNA of Mytilus trossulus (common blue mussel), 1959 nucleotides long. Its product is annotated as cytochrome P450 3A8-like. The record is from RefSeq and is a predicted model, not a curated record. Gene Ontology annotation, molecular function: steroid hydroxylase activity; iron ion binding; heme binding. NCBI's taxonomy places the organism in Eukaryota, Metazoa, Mollusca, Bivalvia, Mytilida, Mytilidae. Bases 116 to 1645 code for a protein of 509 amino acids. The transcript is spliced from 15 exons.
CGUAUUGAUUUUGUGUAAAACAUGAAUAUAUACACAGUAUACAUGUACCAUGGAAUAACCAAACGUAUGGGAUAACGAUACAUUUUACAAAAGAACACAGAGUGUGAUCGUGCAAAUGGACGUUCUUGGAUUUAUUGACUUGCCAGGAUGGAUUCUUACUAUUAUCAUCUUAUUAAUUACAUUAUAUUUAUAUUCGUUAUGGUAUCACAGCCUGUGGAGUCGAUUGGGGAUUCCAGGACCAAGACCAAUACCUUUUUUGGGAAUUUUACCUCGUUAUAAACAGGGAUUCGCAAAAACGGACCUAGAACUAGUUAACACGUACGGGUCAGUCGUAGGAAUUUACCAUGGUCACCUGCCCGUACUGUUAGUAUCUGACCCAGAGAUGGUGAAGGAAAUAUUCAUAAAAGAGUUUUCCAAUUACACCAAUAGACCAAUCCCAUUCAAGAUGGACGAACAUAGUGCUUUCAGUAUCGGUACUGCUAAAGAUAAUCAUUGGAAGUUUCUCCGCAGUACAAUAUCACCUACAUUCUCAUCCGGGAAGUUGAAACUGAUGGUCCCAAAAAUACAAAGGUGUUGUACAAAUCUAGUUGAAAACAUUCAACAGCAAAGUAAACAAGGAGAGCCAGUCGAUAUGAAGGGAGUAUGUGAAGCGUUUACUAUGGAUGUUAUUGCCAGUACUGCCUUCGGUAUCGAUGUUAAUUCACAGAACGAGCCAAAUAACCAGUUCGUAAAGCACGCCAAAGCUGCUGCUCUCGGUGAAAUAUUAAAACCUAAAUUUUUUCUUAUAAUGAUGUUCCCAAUAUUGAAACAUUUUUUCACGAUAAGCAUCAUAAAGAAGGAAGCUGUAGAUUUUUUCAGAUCGGUUGUAGAGUCUGCAAUUGAACUAAGAAAAAAAGGACAAGAAGUUUAUAACGAUUUUCUUCAACUAAUGUUAAACGCACGACAUGAUGAUAAACAAUCGGAUUACUUCACGAUUGGUGAUCUCAAAGAAUUUAAAAACAGAGGGUUGAACAAUAAUGAAGUGAAAGAAAAUGCUGUGAAUUUUUUUGUUGCUGGUUAUGAUACAACAGCUAAUACAUUAGCUUUUGCCUGUUAUUGCCUAGCAACAAACCCUGAUGUCCAAGACAAAUGUUUGGAGGAAAUAGAUAACAUUUUUCAUGGUGAAAGACCACAAUUCGAAGAUCUUUCCAAAUUAGAAUAUUUAGAUCGAUUUUUCGAUGAAGUACUUCGUCUUUAUGCUUCAGCGGUGCGAAUUCAACGAGGAGGAAAACAGGAUAUAACAGUUAAAGGUGUUUAUAUUCCAAAAGAUGUAGACAUCUCUGUACCUUUGUAUGCCUUACACAGAAAUUCUGUUUACUGGCCGGAUCCUGAAAAGUUUGACCCUGACAGGUUCACAGAGGAGAAUAAGGCAAAAAGACCAGACUGUGCAUUUAUUCCAUUUGGUGUUGGUCCAAGGAUAUGUAUAGGAAUGAGAUUGGCAUUGAUGGAAGUAAAAAUGGCAUUAGUGUUUUUGUUACAGAACUUUUCUUUUUCGCCUUGUGACAAGACAGAGAUCCCCAUUGAGCUGGAAACCGGAGGAUUAAUACGUGCAAAGAACGGCAUUUUAUUGAAAAUCAAUUAUAGAGAGAAAACUAAAACUUUUUAAUGAAAGAUUUCAAAUUACUCUAUGAUAUCGGUUUUAAGAUAUAAAUAGUGAUAUGCAGAAAGCUAUCCUCAACAUUAGACGCUACAUUUACUACUAAUAGAACUGCUUUUAUUUUUUCACUGAUUUAUAUAACUGUAGACGUUCCCACGUGUUAGCCCUUAGACCCAAAUUACCUUUCUUCAUGAAUGGCAUUACUUAAAGCGACAGAUUACGAGACUUUCUAUUUGUCAUGUGCAAAAAGUGUCAGGAAAAAAGGUUAAGUGGAUUUCACUUGGCUCUGUCUCUCGUUACAUGAAAUAGUGGUAAUUUUUGUA